Molecule: messenger RNA, 951 nt
Organism: Verruconis gallopava
Lineage: Eukaryota; Fungi; Ascomycota; Dothideomycetes; Venturiales; Sympoventuriaceae
Exons: 3
Coding region: 1-951 (316 amino acids)
Cellular component (GO): cytoskeleton
Molecular function (GO): actin filament binding
Source: RefSeq, a predicted model, not a curated record
AUGACCGUCACAACAUUGCUUGAGCAUGUCACAGAGCAGUCCAUUGAGAUUGGAUCUUUGAACCAGGUCGUAAAUCCAGAGUCGAACUCGAAUGACAUCCUGCCAGCACAAAUAAAGGAGCCUGCAACAGAUGAAAAGCUUUCUGAGGCUGAAAACAGAAAUCUAGACUUUUCUUCAGAGUCCUUACCUGCGCCACCAGUCUUUUCAGACAAAUAUGAAGAACGGGCCUAUCUCAAAUCACGCUUGACGUUAGGAUUCAGAGUUUUCGCCAAGCUUGGAUUUGAUUGUGGUAUAGCAGGUCACAUCACAUUAAGGGAUCCAGUUGACCCAACAUCGUUCUGGCUCAAUCCGUUUGGAAGACCAUGGCCAACGCUUGAGAGUAAGGACCUGAUUCGAGUAGACGCCAAUGGCAAUGUUGUUGAGCAUGGGGCAUACAAAACAUUGAAUAAGGCAGCAUAUAUGAUUCACCACGCUGUUCACGUUGCACGGCCUGAUAUCAACUGUGUUGCACACGCCCAUAGUACAUUUGGCAAGGCUUUCUGUGCAUUGGGUCGCAACUUGGACAUUCUCAGUCAAGAUGCCUGCGUUUUCUGGAACGACAUUGCUCAUUAUUCCUCCUUCCGUGGAGCAGUGCUUGGUCCAGAUGAGGGGCAAGAGAUCGCCAAGGCAUUAGGACACCGCAAGGCAGCAUUGUUGCAGAACCACGGGCUCUUGACAUGCGGCAAGACAAUAGAAGCGUGUGUAUGGUGGUUUAUGUCGCUUGAGAACUGCUGCCAAGUUCAGCUGCUUGCCGAUGCGGCUGCGGCAGGUACUGGGACACAAACGGUCAAGGUCAAUGAGAGUGAUGCCGAAUAUACCUGGAGAGUGGCUGGCGCCGAUCACGUUGGCUACAUGAGUGCUUUGCCAAUGUUCGAACUUGUUGAGGCUGCUAGUCGAAGCUAUUGUUUCUAA